This is a messenger RNA of Oncorhynchus keta (chum salmon), 8301 nucleotides long. Its product is annotated as NACHT and WD repeat domain-containing protein 2. NCBI's taxonomy places the organism in Eukaryota, Metazoa, Chordata, Actinopteri, Salmoniformes, Salmonidae. Bases 676 to 5877 code for a protein of 1733 amino acids. Gene Ontology annotation, molecular function: protein binding. The transcript is spliced from 9 exons. The record is from RefSeq and is a predicted model, not a curated record.
GAAUAACAAGGGGCUGCAGAAGAGAGGUACAUUUAUCGAUAAAAUAAUGAAUUCCAACCAAACCCCUCCUCCUCCUCCCGUGAGACGUUCGCUCCCCUUGGCUCCCCCAGCCACAAUAAGAGAUAUCUGCGAUGUGGAGUGGCGCAGGGCUCCCGCCUCGCUGACAGAGAGGAAACGAGCGAAUCGCCCGCGUGACUCUCUCACUCAUUGACCGCGCGGUCCAUAGCAAUUUUCAUUAUCCCUACCCGGUAGUGAACAGUGAGGACCACUGCUCGGCUAUCUCCAUUGAAGGAACCGGGACAGAGGGAGAGAGCGAGAGAGAGGGGGGGGGGCGAGACGGUAUUUGGAGCUCUCUCCAGCCUGCGCUCCCUCACAACCGCAGCAAGAUGCUGAGCGCCGCUCUUUGCCAACCGGCUGCUGUUUCUCCCGUCUCCAGGGGCUGACUCCCGGUGAAGAGAACUCUAAAUGGGCGUUUUUACCGUGUCUGUUGAUUCUCAAGGAUCCACGGUUGGAUAUUUUCGAAAUGAAACGAAUGAAAGAUAUCUCAGGACAUCAUCAACUCUGUGGAAAACAGCGACUUGAGAUCUUCCCCCGGUCUGAACAGUUUAGCGCUGUUUCUCCCCUUCUCUAUCCCUCUUCAAGCAUCUCCUCUGGUUACCCUGGAAGUCGCCAUCCAUGUGGCCCUCGAGAGUGGGGAGCAGGCAGCCCUGUCCCCGGGAAUCGGCACUCCGCAGGGCGGCCAUCAGUGGCAACGUACUCGCCCUGCCGCCGCACCACGUCCCCACGGGCAGGAGUGUCCGGGUCUUCAUCUGUGCCAACCCUGACGACACCGAAGCGGAGAGGAACGCACUAAAAGAGCAUGUCUACCCCAAACUACGGGACUUCUGCAGAGAGAAUUAUGGGAUUGAGUUCCAGGUUGUGGACCUGUACUGGGGGAUGGACCCAGAGGAGUGGGACAGUCCAGACCUGCAGCGUCUCAGGAUGAAGUUACUAGAGGACUGUCUCCAGACGUCCGCAGGCCCAUGUUUUGUUGGGCUGGUGGGAGAGAAGUAUGGCAGUAUCCGCGUGCCGGGGGAGGUGGAGGCUCCAGAGUUUGAGAUGAUCUUGGAUGCGGCGGUGGAGGCAGGCCUAGACACACACAUCCUGGAGGAGUGGUACUGUCGAGAUGAGAACUCCGUGCCGCCGGCCUACUACCUCAAACCCAAAGCCCAGAUGUUGAAGAACUACCAAAACUCAAUGGAGUCGAGCAGUGCAGCCAAGACGAAGAACGACAAGGCGUGGAGGAACGUGUCUGAGGAGAUCAAGGGGAUCUUCCGUAGGUCUGUCCUGCAGCUCCAGGAGAAGGGCACCAUGAAGCCCCCUCAGGCCAAGAAAUUCCUUUGCUCUGCCUUGGAGGACGAGUUGGACUUUGCUUUGGGCAAACAAACGCCUGCCUUCCUCAAGAAGUGUGUCUGCUAUAUCCGCAAGAUCUCCAACUUCGACCGGCACGCCAAACUCCCGGAGAUGGCCAAGUACAUGGACAUCGUCGUCGCCGAGGACCGCGUCAUGCGUAACCAGGAAGCCUACGAACGUCUUUUAAAAGUACGAGACGAGUUUAUCCCCACGGUGGUGGCCUCGUCCAACCUCCGGGUCUACUCCUCUGUGACGCACUGCGACAUGAAGCUAGGCUACUCCCAGGAAGUGGAGAGCCACUACGUGGAAGGCUUGUGUAAACAGUUCUACGAGGAUAUGGUUGACAUCAUCCAGGCCACGGUCCAGCAGAACUUUGACACAGAGACCGACCCCUUGUACGACGAGAUCCUCCAGCACCUCUCCCUGUGUAAGAACUUCUCGGUCUUCUACGAUUAUAAGAGCGAGACGCUGGACCUGGUGCAGGAGUAUCUGCUGCCGUCUAAAGGGAGUAGGAUGAGCCCCCUGGUGGUCUACGGUGGGCCCUGCACGGGGAAGACAUUGCUGCUGGCCCAGGUGGCCAAACAGGCCUACACGUGGCUUCAGACGGAGAUGGGCCCCGAGACAGACCCGGUAGUCAUCGUCCGCUUCGUGGGCUCCUCAGAGUUUGCCACAAAUCUGCGUACCCUACUCCAGAGCAUCUGCGAGCAGAUAGCCAUCAACUACCGUUGCCUGAUCCACUUCCUGCCCAACAAGAUCCAGGAGAUGACAGAGCUGCUAGUCAACCUCCUUGGGGAGUCCUCGUUCCAACGGCCCCUGGUCAUCAUCCUGGAUGCGCUGGAGCAGCUCUCAGAGGCCGACGAGGCCCGCAAGCUGUGGUGGCUUCCCGCCCACCUGCCUCGCACUGUCCGCAUCAUUGUCUCAACAUUACCCAACAAGCACGGAAUCCUCCAAAAACUCCGCUGUUUGAUCCAUGAUGAAGGACGCUACGUAGAGCUGGUGCAGCGUGACCGCAAGACCUGUAGUCAAACACUGAAGCAGCAGCUGCUGGGGUUGAAGAGGAAGGUGACCUCGGGACAGCAGAUCUAUGUCAAUGAAGCGCUGGCCAAGUGCACGCUACCCAUGUUCGUCAACCUCGUCUACCGGGAGGUGGUACACUGGCGCUCGCACAAGGACGUAGACGACCGUUCGCUGUGCUCCACCGUGCACGAGAGCAUCGAGCAGCUAUUCUACUCGGUGGAGAACAAGCUGGGGCAGCGGUUUGUGUUCAGGGCGCUGGGAUACAUUACCAUGGCCAAGGCGGGCUUAACGGAGGUAGAGCUGGAGGAUAUUUUGUCACUGGAUAACAGUGUGCUGGGAGACAUCAUGGUCAGUUCAAAUCUAAAAAACCCACUGAGGAUCUCCUAUGACCUGGUGGCGAGGCUGAAAGAGGAACUGGAGGGGUACCUGGUGGAGAGGCAGGUGAGAAACGUUACUCUGAUGGUGUGGGCCAAUAGACAUCUGCACCUCAUCGCCCAGAAGCUGUAUCUUAGCAAUGAGGAGGACGUGCACCAGAUGCACAGCCUCCUGGCCGAGUACUUCCUUGGGGCGUGGUCGGGCGGCAGGAAAAAGAUCUUCCACUGCGACAACAACCACUUUGCCUCGCUCAACAUCUCCCAACACAAGAACCCCCACCCCCAGCAGCCGUCCCACAAAGAAGCAUCCGCCGAGAAGUACUCCUAUGACAGGCAGACCCCCGAGCAGCCCUGGGUGUUCCAGUGCAACCUCCUGGAGCCUGACAUCUUCUUCGUCAACCACAGGAAGAUGACAGAGCUCCUCUACCACCUGACUCGGAGUGGCCGCACAGACGACCUCAUGUACGGGGUCAUCAUGAACUUCAGUUGGCUCUACACCAUGAUCAAGAUAGGGCAGUUUGAGAAGGCGCUGACCGACAUCGACGUAGCCUACAGCUACUCCCAGGAGAAAGAACUCAAGUUCUUGGCCACCACACUGCGCAGCAUCAAGGUCAAAGUGAUGAAUAACCCGGCAUCCCUGUCUGCAGAGCUGCAGCAGAGGCUCCUCCCUGUGGUAACCUCCCUACCAAAGCUUCGACACCUCCUCCUGGAGUGCGACAAGGACGGGCCCAAAUACUGCUCCAUCGUGCCCCUCCACUCCUCCAUGGAUGUCUCCUACAGCCCUGAAAGACUGCCGCUGUGCUCCAGCUACAUGCAGAUAGUGGAGAUCCUGCCCACCCUAGCCCCCAACAUUGUCCUCGUGGCCCUGGACGAUGGGUCCGUCAGCACAUGGGACGUGGAGAGCAGGCAGCUCCUCCGGCAGAUAGACACGGCCCGCUCAGUUGUCCUGGGGAUCAGACUAACCAGCGACGAGAAGUACCUGGUCGUGGCAACCACCAAGAAUACGCUGCUCAUUUAUGACAACCAUAAGUCCUGCCUGCUGUCCGAAGUAGACAUCAAGGGCUCCAAGCACUGUGGUAUCACAGGAGGGGUGGCUUUCAUCAAUGGAUUCACACUGGCCAGCCAUCAUGCCUUGGCCUGGCUAGAGGCCAGUAAAGACGUUAAUGUGAUCGAUCUGCUCUACGGCUGGCCCCUCUACCAGUUCCACUGCUGGUACGAGGUCACCUGCGUCCAAUGCUCCCCGGAUGGAAUGUAUGCCUUCUGUGGUCAGUAUCUUAACACCACGUCCAUCUUCCAUCUGGGCACCGGGGACAAGCUAGCCACGGUCACGUCCGAGUUUUCCGGGGGAUUCGUCAAGUCCAUCUUAGUCCUGGACACCAUUCACCAGAUGGUGAUGAUCGAUAAUGAGGGGAGCCUGUCGGUGUGGAACACCAAAGAGAUCAACAACCCCAGACUGAUGGAAGAUUACGACUGCCGGGGGGACGAGAACGAGGUCGUAGGCAUUGAGCUGUCAGAAGACCAGCACUCCAUCCUCAUCUGCAAAGACAAGAGCAUCGAGGUCCUGGACACCAAGUUGUGGAAGAUGGCAGAGAAGUUCAAGGCCAAGCGGGCAGAGCGUUUCGUGGCUGCAGUCCUCUCCAAAAAUGGCCAAAGUAUCGUUGCCUCCAUGGAGAACACGUCGUCCAUAUUUGUGUGGAGGAGGGACAGUGGGCAGUGCAUGGCCAGCCUGAUUGAGAUCUCUGGGGCCAUCAUUAAACUCAUCAAGUCCACCCACCACAACUUGCUCCUGUCUGUGGCCAGCAGUGGAGUGCUAUCAGUCUGGGACAUUGACAUCAUCACCGCCAUGUCCAACAUUGACAAAACAGGGAAGAGGAUCCAGAGUCUACAGCUCUCUGGAAGGGAAGACUUUGUGUUCACAAUGGACGGCUCUGAAGCCAUCCACAAGUGGAACUUCAGCACAGGCUUCAUCGAGACUGUCUUCAAGCACGAGGGCUUGGUGGAGAACUGUGUCCUGACCUCCUCCGGGGAUCUCAUGGUGACGUCGGAUGAUAAGUGCAGCCAGUACAUCUGGCAUACGUCCACAGGGGAAAACAUUUUCCGCAUCAACGGACAGAAGAUAUCCCAGCUCCUGAUGACCCACAACGACCAGUUUGUGGUGUCCCUCUGCGAACAAAACUGCUCUCGAGUCUGGAGGCUGGCCACCGGACACAAAGUGUGCAACAUACUGGUGACCCUCCAGAACGCACUGAUCACCACCGCAAACACCUUCCUAGUGGGAACUACUAAAAACAAGCUGCUCGCUGUCAGCCUCUGGUCAGGCAGUAUUUCUAAGAAGUUUGUCUGUGACGACGGCAUUAGCAUUGUCAACUUCAAGCUUAUUCCCGACUGCCCUGACUUCGUGGUCUUCAUUACAUCGACAGAGACUGUGUUUAUAUGGAGCGUGGCGGAUGAGUCAGUCUGCAGACGCGUACAGCUGCCUACUAACUUCCUCAAAAACCUGGAAGACUUCCAGAUUUCACCAAAUGGGAAACUGGGCAUUGUCUCGAAGGGCGACGAGAACAUUAACGUGUUGGACCUUCACAGCGGGAAGCUGAGGCUCGUUCACGCCGCCGGUAUCAUCUGGCGGCAGAAGCUGUCCAGGGACGGGCGCUACCUGGUCUACAUCUGCUUCCGGAACUGCGACGAAGAUGACGAAGCGGGUGUGGUGUCCAACCUGAUCGUGAUGCGUCUGGCGGAUGGAAAGAGCAUCGGGACAUGCUCCCUCUACAAGACGCCCACCUUCCUCUGCCUGUCCCAGCGGGCACUCAACAUCAUCAUCGGCUUCGAGGACGGCAGCAUCAGCACUUACACGGUGGUGGACCGCGUGGACGCCGCACUCAAGAUCAAGAUUGCCACGUCCAACAGCCGGCAGAUCGUCAACAACGCCUCGCAGAAGGUAAGGCCCAAGUGCGGCAACCACACUUUCAAGACCAUCGCCGACUGCGUGUGGAGGGAGUCCACUGAAGUCUUCUCCAGGGAUAGCCCCAUCAACGUGUCUGACUCAGGGGAGCCAGAGACCACCACUCCCACCAAAAAGAGUGAACUGUUGCAGUGAGAGCGGGGUGGGGGGGGUUACAGUUGACCCUUGUUUACAGCCACCUGAUUCAGCUGCAGAUGUCCUCUGUGUAGUUUACUAUAUGCUGGCUGCUACUAUAACACUGCACUCAAGUCAUGUAUCACAACAACCUAUAUGAUGUUAGCUUAUUCAUUUUCUUCACACGACGACUGUUAGAAUCCAAGUAGUUUUUUAUGGUUCUAAUUUUCUUUUAUAUAUAUAUGAUAUAAAAUAUAUUUAAUCUAUUGGUUUGACAUCAUUUUUCCUUUUGCAUUUGAAGAACAAUGUCGAUUUUUACAUUUCUCCAUUUUACAUUUCUCCAUUUUACAUUUCUCCAUUUUACAUUUCUCCAUUUUACAUUUCCACAUUUCCAUUUCGGUUAGCUUUACCAAUUGUCUUUGUACGUGUGUUAAUUUCUUUGCGUUGUGCACAUUAAGCCAUAAUGUCGUUGUUUAGAAAUGUGUAUUUAUUUAUGUUUAAUUAAAUCAUACGUACUGAACAUUAAACUAUAUACACCAUCGUUCAAAAGAUUGGGGUCACAUCGAAAUGUCCUUGUUUUUGAAAGAAAAGCACUUUUUUUUGUCCAUUAAAAUAACAUGACAUUUAUCAGCAAUAGAGUGUAGACAUUGUUAAUGUUGUAAAUGACUAUUGUAGCUGGAAACGGCAGAUUUCGUAUGGAAUAUCUACAUAGGAGUACAGAGUCCCAUUAUCAGCAACCAUCGCUCCUGUGUUCCAAUGGCACGUUGUGUGAGCUAAUCCAAGUUUAUCAUUUUAAUAGUCUAAUUGAUCAUUAGAAAACCCUUUUUCAAUUAUGUUAGCACAGCUAAAGAAGAAAUAAAACCGGCCUUAUUUAGACUAGUUGAGUAUCUGGAGCAUCAGCAUUUGUGGGUUCGAUUACAGGCUCAGAAUGGUGAGAAACAAAGAACUUUCUUCUGAAACUCAUUAGUCUAUUCUUGUUCUGAGAAAUGAAGGCUAUUCCUUGCGAGAAAUUUCCAAGAAGAUUUCGAAAAAUGCUGUGUACUACACCCUUCACAAAACAGCGCAAACUGACUCUACCCAGAAUAGAAAGAGGAGUGGGAGGCCCCGGUGCACAACUGAGCAAGAGGACAAGUACAUUAGAGUGUCUAGUUUGAGAAACAGACCCCUCACAAGUCCUCAACUGGCAGCUUCAUAAAAUAGUACCCGCAAAACACCAGUCUCAACAUUAACAGUGAAGAGGCGACUCUGUUUCUCUGUCCAGUGUCUGUGUUCUUUUGCCCAUUUUAAUCUUUGAUUUUUACUGGCCAGUCUGAGAUAUGGCUUUUUCUGUGCAACUCUGCCUAGAAGGCCAGCAUCCCGGGGGUCGCCUCUUCACUGUUGCUGAUAAUGGGCCUCUGUACGCCUACAGUAUGUAGAUAUUCCAUUAAAAAUCAGCCGUUUCCAGCUAUAAUAGUCAGUUACAACAUUAACAAUAUAUACACUGUAUUUCUGAUCAAUUUGAUGUUAUUUUAAUGGACAAAAAAAAAUGUUGCAUUUCUUUCAAAAACAAGGACAUUUCGAAGUGACCCCACAUUUAUGAAUGGUAGUGUGUAUAUAUAUAUAUAUAUAUAUAUCUUUUGGCUGCUGCAAUUCGUGCAACUCCUUAAAAUAACAUGUUAUGUUGUGCUUAAUGCAAUCAAAGUGAGUGCCUGGUUUUUGAAAUGUCUUUUAUUUUCGUAUAGACUACUGAGAAUUGCAGGGAGUUCAUAGACACACUAUAUACAAAUACAUAUACUAAUUUAGCAUACAUAAUCAAUUUGAUUGAUUUUAAAAUGAUUAAAAAAAUGUUUUAAAAAAAUACAAAAUAAAAUAAAUAAAAAGUUGAGGAUUAAUAAGGUACUUUAGUGGCCGUGUUGAGUUUGAGAUUAUAAAUACAUGUAUUAACAGCUGGUCCAACUUUACCUGCAGUUUCCGGUUCAUGAAUUUCUCAGUGUAGCAUCUCACUGUUCCUAUCCACGCCUUAAACAGUCUUCUGUUUUACAGCUUUUACCUUCAGUAAAAAAAAAAAAAAAUGUCUUAACAUUUAGAGAGAAAGAGAGAGAAAAACCCUUAAAUUGUCUUAACAUUUAGAGGGAAAGAGAGAGAAAAAAACUUAAAUUGUCUUAACAUUUAGAGGGAAAGAGAGAGAAAAAAAAUUAAAUUGUCUUAACAUUUAGAGGGAAAGAGAGAGAGAUUUUUUUUUAAUUGUCUUAACAUUUAGAGAGAGAGAGAGAACCUUAAAUUGUCUUAACAUUUAGAGAGAAAGAGAGAGAGAGAAAAAAAACUAAAUUGUUUUAACAUUUAGAGAGAGAGAAAGAGACAAAAUCGUGUUAAUAGUGUGGUGAAGGUAUUGAAACGUGUUACAUUAUCAAGGUUUUGUGAGCGUCGGGACGUUAUGAAGGACAUUCGGGGAACGAUGCUUCUAAA